AUUUUAAAAAUUCCCACUGGAAAAGUUUUUGAUUUUUUUUUUAUUACCUUCCAGUAAAUUAUUUAUUCAACAUUUUUUCAGAAAGCCCUCAGACACCCAAUUUGGAAAAGUUUUAUCGUGAAAAAAGUUAUCAAUUGGCAUUCUCAAAAUUUCCAAUCGCUAUUUUUACAAUCGACAUACCCUCCCUCCCCCCUUUAAAAGUUGGUUCGUAAUCGUUUUUGACUGUAAAUGAAGUAUGUUCAAAGCAUUCGAGUAGGUAAUAUGACUCCAUUCCAUAACAUUCAUCACAAGAUAGGUAUCCCAACCAACAGAUAAAUUUUUGAAUUGAAAAUAGCAAAAUCGAAAAAAACACAUCACAUGCUGAGCUAAAGUGCAUUUUUUCGAACUUUGGAGAAUUGUUGCAAAUCCAGUGUAGGGGCUAAAAAUGUGAAAAAUAAUCGAAAUUUUAUGAAAUUGAACUAAAAAGCUGAAAUUUUGUGAGUAAAUAUAUUUAUCCGCUACCGCUAUCCUAUUUUUGAGCUUUUAAAUCGGUUGAGAACGAUUUCGAACCAUAUUGAGUAGUUCAUGGAGCCUUCAGAAUGUUCUUUUGCUCAAUGAAAUAGGAAACCUAAAAUGUAUUUCAUACUGUCAUUCGCUGAAUCAAGCAGAGAAGGUUUCAGGUCAUUCUGAAUCUUUCCUAUGAAUUCCAAAUUUUUGAAAAGUACCAUAAAAAUCGUGCAAAUUAACUUUAGCACAUACUUACCUAUAAAGUAUCUCUACUUUUAAGCCCGAUUGGUGCUUCUUAGUGGCCCACUCGACCGAUUACACGCCAUUUUUCCAAAACUGGUUUCUACUGGUUCGGGAUCGCAUAUUUCUCCGAAGAAUUAAUUGUUGAAAAUUACUAAAUGUAUAAAACCUUUCAUUUGAAACCAUAAUAUCUUGAUGAACAGCUAUAAUCAGAGGUAUGGUGAAAUCAAUCGAUCGUUUUGAUUAUAAUUUUUUUCACAUAAAUUAUGAGCUAGCCCAAAGAAUGAUUAUUGGUCUGAGAAUUCUGCUUGAAAAAACAUUCGAAGCUAUAUUGGACGCAGGUGAGUCAAUGAGACCUAUUUUAUUAUUCAAGUGAUGAAAGUAAUAAAUAAGUAAGUUUUAAAAUUUCCUUUCUAAAGGUUACAACUUGCAACAAAUAAAAGGUAAACGCAUAGCUGUAGUUAGUGCAUUGUGGGAAGGCAGUACCGAUGGUGAUCCAGCGGCUAUUCAGACGAACGGAUUAUACGACAGUGUCCUUGGUGCGAGCCAGUUCAUGUGUGCUAACAGAAUAUCACAUGCAUUUGAUCUACAAAGUGGACCUAGUUGUAAUGUGAAUGCAGCGUGUUCGUCAUCUGGAUACGCUUUGGACAUUGCCAUUAGGUAUAUUCAAAAUGAACAAUGUGAAGGAGCAAUUGUGUGUUCGGCAAAUUUCUGUUUUACCGACGGCAGGCAGCCAAAACCCAUUGUCAUCAUUCAUUCACUCUACAGAGAUUUCUUCGCCUUUCGAUGCGCGAGGUAGGUUUUUAGUGCCUAUAAGUACUUUGGCGGCUGACUCAAAAAUACGUACCCGCCUAAUAAUACCAUUCGAUCAAUGGUGCAAUUGCAGCUGGCGGAUACAUUCGAAGCGAAGCUGUAGUCUCUAUGUUUAUUCAAAAAAGGAAAUAUGCUAAAAGAAUUUAUGCCGAUAUCAUUCAUUCGACAAGCAAUUGUGACGGUUUCAACGCAAAAGGUAUCUUGCAUCCUUCAAUCAGUCAACAAAAACAGCUUUACGAACAAUUCUAUAAAAUGAUCAACAUCGACCCCAGCUCCAUCUCGUACAUAGAAGCGCAUGGUACAGGAACACAGGUAGGAGAUGUUGUAGAAGGCACAUCGAUUGCAGAGUUUUUUUGUCAAGGACGCGAGACUCCACUGAAACUCGGAUCGGUUAAAUCGAAUAUAGGCCAUACAGAGUCAGUUGCUACCUUAUGCGGUAUUGCAAAAUUACUUGUGGCUUUCGAAAGUGGAAUUAUUCCGCCAAAUGAGCAUUUUACGAGCCCGAAUCCAAACGUUAAGGGUUUACUCAAUGGCCAGCUACAGAUUGAAAAAAAUUACCAAGAUGAAGAAUAUGUGGCUCUGUUACAUGAAAUUUUUAGCGAUGAUAUAAGCGGUCAUCUUCAAAGAGGACACAUUAUUUUGCAUGAGAACAAAGAUCACGUAAAAUCCAAAACGUUGUUUCCAGGGGAUAAGCGACCUGUAUGGUUUGUAUUUACCGGUAUGGGUUCCCAAUAGUCCGGGAUGGCUAAAUCACUGAUGAACAUACCAAUAUUUGCGGAAUCGAUCCGAAAAAGUCAUCAGAUGAUGCAAUCAAAACAAAUCGAUUUGAUUAAAAUAAUCACAGACGAUGAUCCUGAAAUAUUCGACAAUAUUUUGAAUUCAUUCGUUGGAAUAGCAGCAAUUCAAAUAGCUUUGGUUGAUAUUUUGCAAGCGAUUGGAAUACAGCCUGAUGGAAUAAUAGGUCAUUCACUCGGUGAAUUGGGCUGCGCAUAUGCUGAUGGAUGUUUCACAGCCGAGCAAAUGAUUCUGGCAGCUUAUUAUCGUGGUUUAGUUUCAAUCGAGAUCGAAUUGAUUCACGGCACAAUGGCUGC
Planococcus citri (citrus mealybug) is the source of this 2630-nucleotide messenger RNA. Its product is annotated as fatty acid synthase-like. The transcript has 6 exons. The record is from RefSeq and is a predicted model, not a curated record. Gene Ontology annotation, biological process: fatty acid biosynthetic process. Lineage: Eukaryota; Metazoa; Arthropoda; Insecta; Hemiptera; Pseudococcidae. Gene Ontology annotation, molecular function: fatty acid synthase activity. Bases 1648 to 2274 code for a protein of 208 amino acids.